ACCGCGAUGUACGAAAGUGCAACCGUUUUCCAGAUUCAGAAGUUGCAGCUACGGAUCGCAUACGAUCCUCGGUACAUAUUACCACCCACCGGUGGGUGGACAGGUCUAAUAAGACUUUGCACCUUUUGCACCGUAGCGUCAGCAAAGGAACUGCCGACAGUGGCUAUCGUUGGUGUCGGCCACCGAAAACAGAUAAGACGAAACCUAAACACCUAGGAAGGUGAAAUGCCAUGAGAACAAAUCAACCACCACCCAUGGAAUUUGUAAUAAUCACGUGGUAUGAUUUUUUCUCCUACCUUCGGACCAAAGUCUGUAGGUAGUUGUUCGGUAUCUUUGCUCGAACAGAAUUUUGUCGAGUUGACAGAAUUAACGUAAGACAUUUCCUACUUUGCAGAUGAAGCAAAUACCGAUGUCUAAAGGAAACAAAGAUUUUUAUGUGAAACUGGUGAAUCACAAGAAAGUUAAGAAGUCUCGCAGUUCGAAACAGACGAAGCACGAAGCUUUAUAACAUAUUUAUCGCACGUAUGUCAGCGGUGGCUCUAUGUAUUCCCAUCUUCGGAGAACAAUUUGGACGCCAAAAUUUCCAGGCGGUUACGUCUCUCCGCACCACGUCGCUCUCCGUGGUGGCCAACAUUGUCAGAGAGACAGAAGAGAAAGAGACAGGCGAAUCGUAUUGACGUAUAUCGAUCUUUUUGGAAUCCAGACAGUCCUCGAUAAUUCGCUAGGACAGUAAUUUUAUAUUAUGCGCCGCCCCUGAAAAAUGUGCAUUGCAUUUAAUAUAAUGUAUUGAAUAAUUUAACCAAAUUCAUCAAACGACGGCCAAACAUACGUGAAAUAGUACGCUCUUUGCGAUAAAAAGUGAUAUAAAGUGGUAAAAAAUAAACUAAGGAUAAAUGUUUUGUUAUGGGACCAAAUGGCAAAUGCUCUUCUAGAUGCAAGAAGUUUCAAUCUGAUUGGUCCAUACGUCUCGGAGUAAGACGCAAGACAAAAUUUUUCUGUUUAAAAAAAAAACGGGUAAAAAAUGACAAAGCGCAAAAAGUCGUGAUAAUGGGACCACCGGGGGGGGGGGGGGGGCAUGCUCUACAAGAUGCAACAGAAUUCAUUCCGAUUGGUUAAGCCAUCUCGGCAUAAUCGGUGAACAGACAAAAAAAAAACAUGUCGAAUUGAGUAACCUCCUUCUUUUCGAAGUCGGUUAAAAAGAAAAUUUCCGGGUGAUAUGCACACUCGGGAAGCGGAAACGACUUUUACAAGUACGUCGGCACAGAAGCUGUCGACGGCGAGGGACGAAAAAGUUAGAGUGCACGCGAUUCACGGAUAUCGUAUUAUUGCCUUCGCUUCUGUUGUCUCUGCGAUCUCACAAUUAAUCAUGUGUCGUAAGUGUAAUGGAGAUAUUCCAUUCGGUGUAUCCAGUGCUCAAGGCUUGGGUUUCAAAAUAUCUAUACAGUGCAAGUGUGAUGUUCAAUAUAUUAAUUCAUCCCCUUUAAUCGAUAACAAAUCGUAUGAAGCAAACAGGAGGAUAGUUUUUGUAAUGAGACUAUUGGGAAUUAGCAGAGAGGGAAUCAAUUUAUUCUGUGGCUUGAUGGAUAUAUCCCAAGGUCUAAUUCAACCUUGUACUACGCCACCAUGAAGAACAUCCACAGUGGAGCCAAAGCUGUAUACGAUAUUAUUGCGAAAAAGGCAGUGAAUGAAGAAAAAACAAUGAAUGCUGAGAAUGUAAAUCCACCGAUAGACAUUUCUGUGUCGGGAGACGGAACGUGGAAAAAGCGAGGAUACAAUUCAUUGUUUGGAAUCGCAACUCUUAUCGGCAAAUAUACAGGCAAAGUAGUUAAUCUUGUUGUGAAAUCAUCCUACUGCCAUGCUUGUAAAUUAUGGGAAUCACAAUUCGACACUGAAGCAUACGAUGAUUGGUUCGAAGAACAUAGCGGCGAAUGUACUUCAAAUCACAAUGGAUCAGCUGGUAAAAUGGAGGUUGAUGGCAUUACAGAAAUGUUCCGACGAUCUUGGGAAAUCCAUGAAGUGCGUUACGCUAAGUACAUCGGCGAUGGCGACACAAAAACGUUCAAGAUCUUGUUGAAAGACAAACCUUACGGUGAUGAUAUGAUAGUGACGAAGAAGGAAUGCGUCGGACACGUUGAGAAACAUAUGGGCUCAAGACUGAGAAGUGAUAAAUUAAUAAAAGAAUUGAUAAUUUUCUAUGGUUUGGCCAUCAGAAGACAUCCAAAGUGGGCAACGUUCUACCACAAGAUCUCGAGGAACGAAAAUCCCCAGCAUAUGUACUGUCCAGUAGGAUCACAAUGCUAGUGCAAGUGGCGCAUUGCCGAAGCCGAGAAUACACUAAAUGAAUUCGAUCAUGAAGCUCCACAGCAUGAAGAUGUAGAAAAUGCUAUUGAGCACAUUUAUAACGAUUUGUCAUCGAGGGACUUGUUAGAGAGGUGUUAGGUGGCGACACUCAAAACAGUAUUCUGUAUUCUGCAUGUUUAUUAAAGUGCUAUGGAUAACCUCCAUAUGGCACUCAGGUACAUUGUAAUUUACAUAAUUAUUUACAAUGCUUAUAAUUAAUAAUGAAGUUAUAAUAAAAAUACAAGAAAUACUCUUCUUAACAUUACGUAUAACAUCUCUUAUAAAUGUAUGUAGUUGAUUUCGUAUCAGGCACAAGUUUGUAUUAACAGUUUAUCUUAUGUUUUAGGUGAAAUUUUCCAUCAUAAACUAAUUAUUUGUAAGCGGCUGACCUUUCUCAUUGAAAAUUGUACUAUUUAUUAAUUAUGUAUUAUUAUAUAUAACAUUAUACUUAAAUAUACCUUAGUUUCCUAAUAAUACUAAUGGGGUAAAUUAUAUAAGGAGAACUAAAAAUAAACAGGUAAAUAAAACCAAAAGACGUUAUACAUUCUAUUGUGAUAGCCAUUGUUCUGAUGUUUAAUACAUCUUCAUAGCUCGCAGCGAAAAUAAGCCAAAAACAUCUUUUAUGUUACUGGGAUUUAUAGCAAAAUAAUUAUAUUUAUGUUGAAAUUACAGUAGAUAAUAACAAAACAAAAUAAAAUAUUCCUCAGCAAGGGAGG
Molecule: messenger RNA, 3056 nt
Organism: Hylaeus anthracinus
Lineage: Eukaryota; Metazoa; Arthropoda; Insecta; Hymenoptera; Colletidae
Exons: 2
Coding region: 1624-2301 (225 amino acids)
Source: RefSeq, a predicted model, not a curated record